Messenger RNA from Symphalangus syndactylus (siamang), 732 nucleotides. RefSeq names its product histatin-3. The record is from RefSeq and is a predicted model, not a curated record. Gene Ontology annotation, biological process: defense response to bacterium. Gene Ontology annotation, cellular component: extracellular region. Lineage: Eukaryota; Metazoa; Chordata; Mammalia; Primates; Hylobatidae.
GGUCCAUUCGCUUUCUGUUUGCCUUGUCUUCACAAUGAUCUAUUGCAAAAUCACCUGGUUAAGUUUAUUUUAGAAUUUGUAGAGACAGAUUUUGGGCAUUACUUUCCGUCUCAAUCAUAUGAUCUCCUAAUUGAUGCUAUUUAGAAAAACAAAAGGGAGAUUUCAACGUGUUUAAAUACAUCAGCCAUCUAGGAAAGGACAUCUCUUGAGACUUCACUUCAGCUUCACUGACUUCUUGACUCUCCUCUUGAGUAAAAGGACUCAGCCAACUAUGAAGUUUUUUGUCUUUGCUUUAAUCUUGGCUCUCAUGAUUUCCAUGACUGGAGCUGAUUCCCAUGACAAGAGACAUCAUGAGCAUAGAAGAAAAUUCCAUGAAAAGCAUCAUUCACAUCGAGGCUAUAGAUCAAAUUAUCUGGAUGAAAACUGAUAUCUUCAGUAAUCAUGGGGCAUGAUUAUGGAGGUUUGACUGGCAAAUUCACUUUGGACUCGUGUAUUCUCAUUUGUCAUACCGCAUCACACUACUGCUGCUUUUUGAAGAAUUAUCAUAAGGCAAUGCAGAAUAAAAGAAAGACCAUGAUUUAGUGAAUUCUGUGUUUCAGGAUACUUACCUUCCUAACUAUCAUUUGAUUAGAUACUUGCAAUUUAAACUGUUAAGCUGUUUUCACUGCUGUUUCUGAGUAAUAGAAAAUCAUUCCUCUCCAAAAGUAAUAAAUUUCAAGCAUAUUAUUAUGU